UUCGCGGUCAUACACUUCCGGUCAGCCCCAGACCAGAACGAGCAUAGCUACAAGGAUUAUUCAUGCAAGCAACGUAUAAUCACGUAUAAUGGCUUCUUCCUCUUCGCAAGAAAAUGAUUUCGACUGCACUUACAAGAUCCUAGUUCUUGGGGACAGUGGAGUUGGAAAAACGUGUUUGAUCUUUCGAUUUACUGAAGACAUCUUUUCUGAUAGCUACAUUUCUACGAUAGGUAUUGAUUGCAGAAGUAAGGUUGUUGAUAUUGAUGGCAAAAGAGUGAGACUUCAAAUAUGGGAUACUGCUGGUCAAGAAAGAUUUCGUACACUAACAAAUGCAUAUUACAGAGGUGCAAUGGGAAUAGUGCUGGUCUAUGAUAUUACUGCUGAAGAUUCUUUUAAACAUAUUUCACAGUGGCUUCAAAAUAUUGCAGACGUAUGUAAUUAUUUGAAAUUAAAACUUACAGUAUUUUAUACACACAAUUGCAAAUAGAGCGGAUUUCGUAUGACUGUGCAAAAAACAUGGUACUUUCGCGCUGUAACCGUACCGUGCCAUAGCGGUGAUGUAUUGUUAAAUCUUUAUUUUUAUUUGGAAUCCUUGAAGGUGAGGUUCCGUGACCAUGCCGUGCCGUUGCACAGUCAUACAAAAUCCACUCUACAAAUGAAUACCACUGAAGGUGAACAGUUCUUACGUAUGUUAUUCAAUACCUUUAUAUCACUAAAGUUCUAUUUCUUUGACAGCAUUAUUGCCAAAGAUAUCAUACACACAUCAGUAAUGUCUGCAAAUCCAGUCUUUAUA
This is a messenger RNA of Exaiptasia diaphana, 793 nucleotides long. Its product is annotated as ras-related protein Rab-8B. Lineage: Eukaryota; Metazoa; Cnidaria; Anthozoa; Actiniaria; Aiptasiidae. The transcript has 4 exons. The record is from RefSeq and is a predicted model, not a curated record. Bases 89 to 487 code for a protein of 132 amino acids. Gene Ontology annotation, molecular function: GTPase activity; GTP binding.